This is a messenger RNA of Trichophyton rubrum CBS 118892, 3066 nucleotides long. RefSeq names its product glutamate-cysteine ligase. Gene Ontology annotation, biological process: glutathione biosynthetic process. Gene Ontology annotation, cellular component: glutamate-cysteine ligase complex. The record is from RefSeq and is a predicted model, not a curated record. NCBI's taxonomy places the organism in Eukaryota, Fungi, Ascomycota, Eurotiomycetes, Onygenales, Arthrodermataceae. Bases 1344 to 3020 code for a protein of 558 amino acids. The transcript is spliced from 3 exons. Gene Ontology annotation, molecular function: glutamate-cysteine ligase activity.
CUUUUUUCACCCGCCUGUAGUCCGCUUCCCAUCCUUGCUGCGGAUAUUUUGACAGUAAUCUCGCAGUACGGAGUAGAUGUUCGUUUAUAAGGGUAGGUAAAACGCCUGGGUGAAGGUACAAGAUGGCCAGGCGGGAGCAGUGUCGAGACAUAAGUGCUGGUUACCUCCAGGGACUCUCUCUGCUCACUGCCUGCCAUAUCACAUACAUACGCACAGAAAGGCCCCCCCCUGUGCCAGGCCUUCCCUUGCUUCCAGGGUUAUUAUUUAUCUCCAAGCAACCUCGAGGGCCGCAAAGGUUCGUCCGCCGAACCAGGAUGGAAAGAAGGGCCUUCUGCUGCUGAUGGAAUAGCCAUAUAAAACCUCCCUGCCCUUCACCACUCUACCAACCCCUACGCCCUCCCCGUCCCUCUGCUCCUUCGCCAUCGCCAUCUCCUUUUCUUCUUCGCCUUGUCCUUCGUCUUCCUCGUCUUCCUCGUCUUCUCCUUCGCCUUUUUACGUCCGAGAAAAUAACCGCGCUUAUUAAUCCAUCCGGCCAAACGAGAGCGAAGUAUAAGUUCGGCCGCCGGCGCAACUGGAACGAUAUUUCCCCCCCAAGUGUUAUACGCUCUAUAUUUAACCAGAUAAAUCACACAUAUUCACUGUUGUGUCUACGAUGUCUUCUCCCUGAGCACUGCUGCAUGACCGGUUGACAUCCCCGCCGCUAUGGGUUUACUGUACGGAACGCUUCCUCUUCCUCCCUUCUUCCGUAAAAUUGAUCUGCUAACAAUUGACAAUCGGACUGGCAGCGCGCUUGGCACACCACUGGCAUGGCCGGAAGCAAAGAAGAGAGCCGGCCAGGUGAGGGAAUGGGGUAUCGAGGUAUUGCCCUCCGUCUUGUUCGCGUCUGCCUCUCUGCGUCGUGCAGGAAGAAAGACUCUCUCGCUCGAUGGUGCGGCUUUAGUCUGAUGUUUUGUGCCGUAGCAACUACUCGCCAUAUGGAAGAAGGCCCGGGGAAAGGAGCGUGAUGCGCUCCUGUGGGGUGACGAGGUAUGUGGGAUGAGUGCUGCUGGAAGAUAAGGUCGAUCAUUACAGCUGCUAACGGGGUUCUUUUGCUAGGUUGAAUAUCUCGUCGUUGCGGUUGACGAUAAGGAGGAAAAAGUACGGCUAUCUCUGUGUCAGGCAGAGAUUCUCAAGGCGCUUGCGCAGGAUGCAGAGCUGUCCAAGAGAGCUGCUGUCAACGGAGAUGCUAUAGAGUACGAUUUACUCGAUUAUGUCAAGUCCAUACUUAUGUUUUGAGGUGAUUUCUGACUUGCCGGUAUAGAAAGGAGCCUCUGCCGACAUUCCAUCCUGAAUUCGGCCGUUUCAUGCUCGAAGCCACACCGGGCAAACCAUGGGGAAUCGGCUUCAAGGAGCUACUCAAGGUAGAGUCCAACAUGAAAUGGAGGCGAGUUACGGCCAAAAAUCACAUGGCUGCAAACGAAUACCCCAUCACGCUCACUACAUUCCCCCGCCUAGGGUGCAGUGACGAUUUUACCUUGCCAUCAUACCCUCUGUCAGGACCAGCCCUGCGCUCGCAGUUUGUUCCUGACGAGAUAGCAAACCCUCACAUCAGGUUUCCGACUCUGGCAGCCAACAUCCGUUCGCGCAGAGGGAGGAAGGUUGAGUUGAACGUGCCAGUGUUCAGAGACACUAAUACUCCAUGGCCAUUCAAGGAUCCUACCGUCAAUUACGACUUGCAUAACUGGCCAGAAGAUGAUGAUGUACGGAACGGAGCUGCAAAGGAAGGCAAUGUGUACAUGGACGCCAUGGCCUUUGGCAUGGGCAGCUGUUGUUUACAGAUCACUUUUCAAUGCAAAAAUAUUACCGAGGGGAGGAAGUUGUACGAUCAACUCAGUCCCCUGGGACCUAUAAUGUUGGCCCUGACCGGGGCAACGCCUAUAUAUAAGGGAUUCCUCGUCGACACCGACGUCAGAUGGAACCAGAUCGGCAAUGCGGUUGACUGCAGAACGCGAGAGGAGCUAGGAGAAGUUCCCCUUAAGAACGAUAGAUGGCGCAUCCCGAAAUCGAGAUAUGCAUCAAACUCAACAUAUAUAUCACAAGACCCCCAUCUACGGCCAGAGUACAUGGACCCCGAUCUCGUAAUCGACGAAGACAUCAAAAAGAAGCUGAUGGACGGUGGCAUGGAUGAGCUCCUCGCAACUCAUUUCGCCCACCUAUUCAUCCGCGACCCCAUCGUCAUUUUCAACGAAGAUCUCCAGGAACUCGACCUUACCAAGACAGACCACUUCGAGAACCUCCAAUCAACCAACUGGCAGCAUAUUCGCUUCAAACCCCCACCCGCCGACAACGACAUAGGCUGGCGAGUCGAGUUCCGGCCCAUGGAAAUCCAAAUCACCGAUUUCGAAAACGCCGCCUUUAGCAUCUUCAUGGUCCUAAUCACCCGCGCCAUACUUAGCUUCGACCUAAACUUCUACAUCCCAAUACCCCGAACAACAGAGAACAUGGAGACUGCCCACGCCCGUAACGCCGUGCUUGAUGAGAAAUUUUAUUUCCGCAAGGAUCCCUUCCCGCAUCGGUACCCGAGAUCGCAGCGUCAUCAACAAUCUCGUCCCUCGUCACCGCCAGAUGGCUCGACACCAUCACCACCUCCUUCAACGACACCGUCUUCUCCGCUCUUACAGCCCAUUGAGUCAGAAUACACCCUCAUGAGUGUCAAUGAUAUCAUCAACGGCUCACCAGAUGGGUUCCCAGGUCUCAUUCCGCUUGUAGAAUCGUACUUGGACAGCCUCAACGUCGAUGUCGAGACGAGAUGCGCGCUAGCCAAGUAUCUAGACCUUAUUCGCCGUCGUGCAGAUGGUUCUCUUUGGACAAAUGCUAGAUGGAUACGAGAAUUCGUUGCAAAGCAUCCUGAUUAUAAACAAGAUAGCGUUGUUUCGGCGAAGAUCAGCUAUGAUCUCGUCAAGGCCGUGGAGGAGAUUACGGAAAAAGAAGGCAAGGAUGGAAGUAUAGGGUGGGAAAUGUUUACUGCAAAGAAGCAUUAAAUAUAUAAAUAAUAAAGACCUUAGCUCGUAAAAAAGAAUAGAUAUA